UGUGUAUAUUAAUGGAGUUUUUGGGGGGUUGAUUUGCCGGUCACAAUCAUCAUCAUCAUCAGCAUCAUUAUCUUGGCCGUUCGUCAUCAUCAACGUCUUGACAAGCGCGAAGCGGGAGGCUCGACGACACAGAAACACGCAAAAUAACCAAACAGAGGAAAGGUGUUUUGCUGCAUGUAUUGCGUGCGUAUUGCGAAGGAGACGCAUAUACAAACAAGGAACGAAAUUAUAGUGUACCGAGCGUAUAACACACUGUUUAUAUACAUACACACAUGUAGGAUUGUGGAAGUCGUUCUGUGGCGCAGAUUCGCGAUGAAAUAAAAACAAAACCCACCCCUCGCGAGCGUACACGCACACAUGCACACUGCUGUGUGUGCAAAGAGCCACGCAUUAAAGCAAACCGAUAAGUGAUCGUGCAGUGCAGCCUGUAGCGGGCGCCUCGGAAGCAUGAGGGGUGUGUGUGUGCGGGACCCACAGGAUGGCGACGUAUUUGUUUGAAGGGAGAAAAUACAUGCUUGAAGGAAUUAUAUAUGAAAAACAAAAUUCGCGAACCGUACCGCGCUCAGUACGAGACUUGAUGUCGCUCGGUUCGGACGGAAACGGGCAAACGGACGGCCAAUUUUGAAGCAACCAAAAAAAAGCGUUCGUGAACAUACAUACACACGCACUGGAUGCCGCGGCGAGCCGCCAAACAUUAUGUUUAGUGUUUUUAUUACGAAAAGAAGAACAAAAUUGUGUGCAUAAUUUGGUGUUUUUUUGUUUGUUUGUUAUAUUACAAGAAAAUUUGCUCUUUUAUAUCUGCAUUACCUGUCAGUGCAAUAAACACCAAAUUGAACGAUUAUUUAGCGUGCUUUUGUGCGUCGAUCCGGUUGUCGAUCGAUCGUUGAUGUGGUUGUGUUUUAUUACGGCCGUGUGUGUGAUGUGCGUGUGAAUUUUAUGGAGAAACAAAUCUUCACGAAAAACGGUUCACCGGUGCAUUGUAAUUGGUGAAAAUAUUGGUUCCUGUUUCCCCACCUUCCCAGUACCAGUUACGAACGAAAAUACGUUAAACGCAGCGUGUGUGCCUUAAAGUCUGUCACAUUUCGAUGUCACCUUAUCGAUGUAUUGAUGUGUCACAUGCAUUACCGUUGUUGCGUGCAUUUUACGCAUCUUGAUCAUCGCACAACGAUCGUCGGUGGCUUGUGAUUUCACACCCAGUGACGCGGUGCCUUCUUUAAUGUGGUGUUGUGUGUUUUUUGGGAGGCGAAUAAACCAACCAAAAAUUCUUGUACAAUAGACAAUCCUUCUCUACAUGAACCGUUUUGGGUGAAAAUUAAAAUCGUGAAAAGAAAAGCAUCUCAAACUGGUUUGUUGGCACCUCAAACGCACCCUUAACACCAUCUGCUCUCAGCCACACUGGACGAAACCGGCACGAUGGAUACCUGGAUGCAGGAAGUGGUGUCGAUGAUGGCAGGCGACGGUACAUCAGCUAGGAUCAAACAGGAACUGAUCGAAACAUCCUGCUGCAGUCCGUCCCCAUCGUCGGUCGGUAGCCUAUCCCAGACCAACAUACUGUACGGCAAUUCACCCACGGGAAAGAUGGACUUUAAGUGCAGCAGCAAUAACAACGAAACACAUCUCACAGAACUGCACGGUAACGGUAGUACCGGUGGUCACAACAGUGGAAGCAACGGUAAUGGGAAACCACAGUCGCCCGGCAGCCCGGAUCGGCAGUUCUGCAGCUCAACUACCUCCGCCAUCGGGGACUUUGGCAGCGAUGGCACGAACCAUGACACGAUCAAGGAGGAGCUGCCGCGACGGUUGUGUCUAGUGUGUGGGGACGUUGCGAGUGGAUUCCACUACGGCGUUGCCAGCUGUGAAGCAUGUAAAGCAUUUUUCAAACGUACCAUUCAAGGAAACAUCGAGUACACCUGUCCCGCGAGUAACGACUGCGAAAUUAACAAGCGGCGACGGAAAGCGUGCCAAGCGUGCCGGUUCCGCAAAUGUUUACUGAUGGGAAUGCUCAAGGAAGGGGUCCGGCUGGAUCGGGUGAGAGGCGGCAGACAGAAGUAUCGGCGCAAUCCAUGCUCCAACCCGUACCAGAUGCAGAUCAUACAGUCAAACCAGCAGUACACCGCCCAAACGCUGGAAGACAUCAAGAUCCUGGAAGUAUUAUCCUCGUUCGAGCCGGAUCCACUUUCGAUCGGCGGUGGUGGGGGUGAUAUGAUGACGGUCGGUGAGGAACGUAACGGUGGUGCCCAAACGUCGAGCUCUUCGUUCUCUUCCGCCUCGUCAUCAUCGUCCACGAGCAGCAACAGUAGCAACUCGCCCGGUGCUACAGCUGCCGCCGCCGAUUCCGGUCUCGAUCGGAUGGUGAUGGGUGGUGAUGCGCAGGAAAUUUUGAGCGUGCUGAGUGAUAUUUACGAUAAGGAGCUGGUCGGUGUGAUCGGAUGGGCAAAACAGAUCCCGGGCUUCACCGAUCUGCCGCUGAACGAUCAGAUGCGUCUGCUGCAGGUAAGCUGGGCCGAGCUGCUGACGCUAAUGCUUGCCUACCGGUCGAUUCCGUUCGAUGGUCGGCUAUACUUUGCAACCGACUUCUGGCUCGACGAACGAUCGGCGAAGGAGUGCGGUGCUCUCGAUCUCUACAACCAUCUAGCACAAAUCACCCAACGAUUGGAAAAGAUCUCGGCCACCAAGGAGGAGUACUAUCUGCUGAAGGCCCUGUCCCUGUCAAAUUGUGAUAUCAGACUGGAUAACUACAGUGCGCUGAAGAAAAUUCGUGACUCAAUACUGUACGCACUCAAUGACUGUGUGCUGUUGAUAAGGCAACAUCAGGCGGUGUCACAUCAGCAGCAGCUGCUACUGUUGCUGCCAUCGUUACGGCAAGCGGAUCACAUCAUUCGCAAAUUCUGGACGAAUGUGCAUAUCGAGGGUAACGUGACGAUGAACAAACUGUUUGUCGAAAUGCUCGAGUCCGUCUCACGAUAAGAUGCAGUAACCGCCCUUAAAAGCAAUCGCUUAAGCUCUUUCAUAUUGUUGGGAAUUAUUCUCAAUAUUAGAUUUAGGCACAGAACGCAGGGAAAGGGAGAGAGGGAGAGAGAAAGAAAGUUGAAGGGAUGUGCAGUAUAGUGACGCGGUCAUUAAAAGUGACUAUAAUUUCGUGGAAUGGUUACCGAAGCGUUAUUCGAAUUGUUUACUUAGUUUUAAGGUAUCUGUUUUUUUUGUAUUUCAAAGUACCGCUCCCGAUUUCUUAGAGAAACGCAUCUCCUGCUUCGUUAAAUCUGUACAAACAACGGCUCUAUUAUUGGGAGCACCUGUUCAAUGUUUGUGUAGCUGGUUUUCUAAGUUUCAUAUGGAUUGAUUUCAUUGUAACGUUGGAAGGCACAGCUAGCUGGUCGUUCUUAUUUUUUUUAUUCUACGUCUAAUUUGUGUUAAAGUUACCGUCGUAAUCCGGUUCCGCAAGUGAAAGCUUAUGGAAGAAUGGAAUGUUAUAAUGUUAGAAGAACACAUAGCAGCCCUUUGCUGAGCUGUCUGGCAAGAAUGGCAAUAAUGUUUUGUACUUUGAAUGUAUCAUUUUCGACGCGCGUGUCUUUCACGUAAAUAUUGUUGCGAACUAUCGCAGCUUUGCUGUAAACUCCAGUAACAAUUGGUGGCAAUUUUCAGCACCAUCAAUUCUUUAUCCAGGUGUGAGUGAGGAUCGAUUGUAUUGCUUUAUUCUCAAUAUUAGAGUAUUUUGGUUGUUGUUAAUGACAGUUCAUUAUUGUAGAUCACGAACACAAAUAUUGUAGAGCGGGUUGAUGGCAGGCAGUGGGAUUAUAAAGAUUAACUCUAAUUGCAAUAUCUAUGCGCUACCCGUUUAGUGGCCGUACAAGUGGCCGUAGUAAUUUAUGUACAGAAAGCAAUGUUUUUUACCGGUACCGUAUCUGUACAUUACAGCCGAGAGCAGGUAUGGCAGGUGUGUGUUUUUAAAUGUUUUAUAGUUUCCUGUCGUACUGGAGCAUGUUUGCAAAAGACCUUUUUUGCUAUAACUCCUCUUACAUUCGUUCGAUGCAAUAGAGAGCUGUUGAAAGGUUCCAAUCCUUGAUGUAAAACGUAAAUUUAUUGUAAAGAAGGUUAAAGUAAGUACAGACAAUUUAUUGAUGAAAUAUUUUCGCAAUACAGUUCAAAGCAAGAGAUGUGCAAUGCAAGACGAAGCUGAAUCUCGAGCGGUGGUUUUGGGAAAGAUAUAUGAACAUAUUAGGACAGCUUACGCCCGUCUUACAAUAACAGUACAGUACAACUCCACAAGCAAAUGAUCGUUCAAAGGAGGCAAGCAGCGAAUGGUGCGAUUCUCCGUUUGAUUUUAUUUUGUUGAAUGUUUCGAAUGAUUCUCUGACGCCGACGUGUAGGUAGAUUUUAACAUUAUGUUUUCAUAUGAGCAACAACGUUCAGACACAAGCGUAGAAAGACAAGCAAAGGCGAAGGAAGAAUUACAAAACCAGCAACCAAACAUACAAAAACUGGGAAGGUCUUCAGCAAAGCAACGGACGAUACAAAAUCGAAUGCAUCAAAACAAACGGAAACAAAAUUUUAUCAGCGUAAACGUAUAAAUAGAAAUAGUUCUAUAGUACUCUGCAAAUCGUUAUUACAUUGUAAAAAUGGGGUUUUUGCACUGAUCGGUUAUGGAACGUAUUACUUCUGCGGUCCAAACAAGCGCGUGACAUACUCCCAAUUGUGUCCAUGGGGUGAAACGAAACAAAACCGGAAGAAUAUACCCGAACAAUGACUGAAGCAAGUCUCUCGGUACGUACGAAAUGUGGCAUUGUAUCUUGCAGUGAUGUAGCAGUCCGAGGAAGAAUGUGUUUUUUAUAGGGAGAAUAUGCAAUUUAUCCAUUGCCUGCAAUAACACGGUAAGAAAACCAGCGUAGUAUAGUAGUGUUUAGAAAUCUUCCGAGAUUGUAUGCCGUUCUAAGGGGUUUUGCGGGGAGAAAGUAAUGUGGUCCUGUAAUGACCCAGCAGGUUGAGCAAGUAGACACGCCGUAGAAGGUGUAGGAGAAUGUCUCAGGGAAUGUAACGUGCGAUAUGUUCUUGUGCGAUUGUGACGAUAGUUUAAAAACGAUGACGUUGAUUGUUUGGUAGUAAUGUUAGUGAAAGUGAAAUAGAUGGUCUAUGGAAGGAAGCUAAACAACAUGCCGCAUGCAUGCGUGUAAGGUGCGUGUGUGUGUAGUAGUAGUUGAAUUGGGCAGAGGGUUAUCGAAUGGAAUGGAUCGUUAAAUAGAAAUACAGCCGGCACUAUUUGCUAACACGGA
Molecule: messenger RNA, 5267 nt
Organism: Anopheles funestus (African malaria mosquito)
Lineage: Eukaryota; Metazoa; Arthropoda; Insecta; Diptera; Culicidae
Gene: ERR
Product: steroid hormone receptor ERR2
Exons: 6
Coding region: 1414-2967 (517 amino acids)
Biological process (GO): regulation of DNA-templated transcription
Cellular component (GO): nucleus
Molecular function (GO): zinc ion binding; sequence-specific DNA binding; nuclear steroid receptor activity
Source: RefSeq, a predicted model, not a curated record